AUUAAUAAUGAUGCUUUGAAUGUAAGGAUCGGAAAUCUUUUUGUUAUUAUUAUUAUCUUAUGCUUUUCAUAAGUAGACAGUGUAGGGUUUACUGCUGCAAGAGGAAACAUCCUCUGUGAGGAAACUAUUUGAAACAGAAAUAAUCGCGUGCACAUUCACUCACUGCAGUUUUAUCCGGAUAAAUGCAAACAUCCCGUUCGUUCAAAACCUUUUUUUUUCUCUGUGGAUCUCCGUCUACGCAGCGCACGCCUAUUUAAGCCAACUCUAUCCUAUUUUAAGAAUUCGCUCAUUAAUAUUAAGGUUUCGGGGCGGGCCUUCUAGGAAAGUCACGCUGCAACCUGAGCGCGGCCUAAUUAAUAUUCAUGAGCCGCGGCUUCUCCAUAGCGCGGUUCGUAAGUUCGCUUUUCCCUGCGAUGCCCGAGAAGUCCCGCAGAGUCUCGCGAUAGGCGCUCACUUGUACGGCCGCCAUAUUGUGUGACACUAUUUUGAUUCUUAUCUGUUGGAAGUGAGAAAGGAAGAGAGAAAAUAAGGGGGAGCAGAGGGGGAAAAGCAGAAGAGCUGUCAAAAGAGUCCCGAGUGUGUGAAACAGCGGCGGCGCGGGAUUCUCCCCACAUCGCUGUCUUGAACGGAGUUGGGCCUGGGUUGGUUCUGUCGGCAGCCCGGCCCAGUGCAGUUCCGCGGCGGCGUCUCGGGGGUUGAAGGUGGCCCGGGGAGCGGCGGCUGACACGAAGAUGCUAAGAUAGCGAGUGCUGUGGUCAAGUCCGUUCUGUUUUGGCAGUAGACGAAUGGCACAGGGAAACCAGCAGAUUGACAACCAGGUUCUGCACCACCUGCGGCAAAAGUUUCCAGAAGUUCCAGAGGACGUGGUGUCCGAGUGUGUCCUGCAGAAUAAGAACAACUUAGCUGCGUGUUGCGAGUACCUGACUAAGGUGAGUCCUGGUUUCUUGUAUAGCGAAGGCAGCCAGAGUUUGACGGAUCUUCGCAAUCACAUGACCCAGCUCAACCUCGGCGUCUCUCAGAAUACCCAUGGUGCCACGCAGCGAGAUGUAGUGAGGAUGAACGGCAGCAGGACUGUCACCCCCAGUGUGAGCGAUGGGCCUUUGAACGUGCCGUCUCCCCUCUCCGAGUUCUACCAGCCCGAAACGCCGUCCGUGCCGCCGCACGCACCCGCGAGCCUCGGCGCCUUCGCCGCCAUGGAGUCCACGCGCAAGCCGCAGCCUCCUCAGCACCUCGGCCUUUACCAGGUCGGGAGCAAGGGUCACGGACCGCCCCCGACCCCUCGCUUCAACCCGAUCACGGUGACGCUUGCGCCGAACACCGGCCGCAACACGCCUACCUCCCUGCACAUUCACGGAGGGCCUCAGUCGGGUCUGAACAGUCCCAACUCCAUCUACAUUCGCCCGUACGUGACCCAGCCGGGCUCGACAAGACAGGUACAGGGCCGGGCUCAGUACAGUCCCACCUCCCAGCCCACCCAGCAGAUCUAUCAGAUCAGCCACCCCGCGGCAUCCCAGAGUUCCUGGAGCGGCAGCCAGCAUCAGACCUCGCACGUGUACAUGCCCAUCAGUUCGCCCACCAACACCCAGGCCCCCUCCAUACCCUCGGCCGUGGCCUCGCAGGCCUCCUCUUCAUCGCCGUCGCCUUCCUCGUGCUCGUCCGCCGCCGCCGCCUCCUUUAGCCAGUACAACAUCCAGAACAUCUCAACUGGGCCACGGAAGAAUCAGAUCGAGAUCAAGCUGGAGUCUCCGCAGAGAGUGUCCGGAGGCUCGAGCGCGGCCACGGCGACCCUCCUGCGCUCCGGCUCCGCCCCGCGGCCCGCCAGUAGCUCCACGUCUUCGUCCUGUCCGUCGUCAUCUUCGCUGGCUGCCAGCACGGGUCCCUCCAACCCCAUCUCGAUCGGAGGCGCCGGACUGAGUCGCAGCCAGCCCACGGUGUACAUCUCUGCGUCCCCGCCCGCCGCUGCUGCUACCACCCCGUCGGAGGAAUGCGCCAUCGUCCCCAACACCCCUCGUUCGCAGCCCAAGUUCUAUAUUUCUGCAAACGCGUCGGCCGACGACGGAGGGGGAAGGAACCCGCCGACGGUCUAUAUCUCGGCCAAUCCCGCGCUCCAGGGUUCCUCUGGCCUGCGGGCUUUGGGGAGCCAGGUGAGCAUGGGCCCUGCGUACAUUCACCACCACCCGCCCAAAUCCCGUCCCUCGGUGGGAGCUGGAGGCACGGCCACGUCUCCUCGCGUGGUGGUGACGCAGCCCAACACCAAAUACACCUUCAAAAUCACUGUCUCCCCCAAUAAACCUCCGGCCGUGUCUCCCGGAGUGGUGUCGCCCACGUUUGAGCCGACCAACCUGCUCAGUCUGCCGGGCGAUCACCAUUACCCGGAGCCGGAUCCGCUCUACCAGUCGGACCCGCUCUCACCUCACCGGGACAAAAGCUCGGAGCCUCGCAGACUCAGCGUGGGUGCCGACGACGCUGCCUACACGCAAGCUUUGCUAGUGCAUCAGAGAGCACGUAUGGAGCGAUUGUGGCACGAAUUAGAGCAGAAGAAGAGAAAGCUGGAGAAGCUGAAAGAGGAAGUCAACGAGAUGGAGAACGACCUCACAAGGAGACGACUACAGCGCUCCAACUCAGUCUGUCAAAUACCGUCUAUUGAGGAGAUGCAGCAAUUGAGGUGUAAGAAUAGACUUCUGCAAAUCGAUAUUGAUUGUUUAACCAAAGAAAUUGACCUCCUUCAGACACGAGGACCAGACUUCAAUCCCAUUGCAAUUCACAAUUUUUACGACAACCUUGGAUUCUUGGGUCCUGUACCUCCUAAACCUCCUAAAGGUCCCACAAAACCAGGUGCGGAUCACGCGGGUUCUCUCGACAGGAGAGGGCGCAAAAUCAAUGUCAGCUCCAAGUUAAAGAGAGACCCGUCUCUUCCUCCCGUUCCUCCUCCUGUGUCCGCGCCCACGGAGGGCGGCAGGAGCGCGAGGGUCGUGUCGGAGCCCGAGGAAGACGACGGCGUUCAGUGGAGCUGCACCGCCUGCACCUUCCUCAACCACCCCGCCCUCAACCGCUGUGAAGAGUGUGAAUUUCCACGGCAUUUCUGAGCCACGCACGGGUUCGCGCGGACGGCCCCCGGCGGGAGAUCUUUCUCGGACGCGUCCGUUGGAGGUUUUCUGUCUGUAAAGCUUCCUCUCUGCCCCACGGCGUCAUUGUCCGUUUGUCUGUCUUGUGACGUCCACUGAAGACUGGAUGAUGUUUACAGCUCUUUGUCUCUGUCCAGAAUGCGUGUUUCUGUGUGGAGAGGGAUUUUGUGCGUGCGUGUUUGUGUGGGAGGUCGAGGGAGAUUUCACCCGCUCGAUCCACGAAGAGGCCCGGUGAUAUUAACGCGUUCGUUACGUCCACACGCGGUUUACAGGUGUGGGUUCGGAUGCCGGUGUGCCUUAUUUCACGGGAACCGAUCGGGACUGCUUUAUCAAUGCUGUUCCCAAAGGAUCAUGGGCGGAAUCUGCUAAACUCACUUUUUUUGUUGUUGUUUGAUCAAUGAAAUGCAAAAAAUGAAAAAGGAAAAAACCUGCAUGUUUUAGAUGUACAGUUUACAGAGGAGUCUCCGCCACACAGAUUUUACUGUACAUAGUUUUAGAAUGAGCUUUUCUUUCUCAAGAACACACAUGUAUUUCCUGUAAGUAUAGCUUUAUAGACUUCAUUUAUUUCUGUGUUGUUGUUUGUUUCUCUCAGAUGAGUGUGGUUUCCCACCGUGAGAACUUAAAGGGAUGCUAAAACGACAAAAACAAAAAAGAGAGAAAAAAAAAAGAAAUGCUCUUCGUCAAGCGAAUUCAGCGUACGAGCUGCAGACGCAGCAAAACUGAACUGAAAAGAGAUCUAGAUUUUAUUAACAAGGUACUUGACCUCGGAGCAGUCGACGGACUUCACAGGAAAUCCAUAAAGCCCUCAGACAACAAACGCUUUCCUAUGUGACAACUGGAAUGUAGGUUUACUAUUAGGAGAAUUUAUACCUUUGUGCCACGAAAGCAAUGUUUCUUUGCUAUGCAUCGACGGAGCUUUUUUUUCAGAUUAUUCGCAGGAGCGUGGGUUGGAGAGGAAGCGCUCGUGUCCGGGUGCCCUCCAGUCGGCGGAUGGGCGUUCGCAAGGGCUUCUCGCACACCGAGUGCUCGCCGCUAGCUUCUGCGGUUCAGGUUUUGUAAAUUGCCAAAGCGCGGGAGUCGUGGAAAAUAUUUCACCGUGUGCCUUCAGUCUUUAUGUGGUUCUCUGUUACGAUCGUGGUAUGUGGCGAUAUGCGCAGUGCCUUAACUCACAGAUGUUACAGAGUUUAAACUCUAUUAUUACUAAACGGUCACGAAGUUACGGUUCUGUAACUUUAUUCGUUCGUUGAACUAAACUUUUAUUUCAGAAAACGAAUGCGUCUUCGUCCAUCCUCACGACAGCGCUAAUGCAGCAGUUGUGCGUUGACGGGUCGAAUGAGAUUUGCUAUUUAUGAAACAAAUAAAUACACGAUCUCCAAAUGCUGGUUUCUGGUAUCCAGGCUAAAAAUAACUGUAUCGGUCCGCUCUCCGUUUCCGAGACCGGGCUGUUUGUGGCUCCAAAAACGUUACUCUCUGUGCUAGUUCCGCUAACGUUUGCAACAAAAACCAAAGAAAUAAUCGGAUCUGUUUGUCAUGUGUUUAUGGCUUUUAAGAGAAAAGGGGAGAAAAUCAUUUGGAUAUUCAUUGUUUUUGAUCUUAGCUGGGAAAACUGUCUUUGUAAUAGAUAAGUUAUUUGUAAAAAAUAAUAAAAAAUAAAAAUAAAACAAGAAAUAAACACGGUCUCCUCUGCUGGAGUUUUUCUCUCUUUAGAUGUUAAGGAGGGUUUGUUCUUCUGGCUUCAGGUUGAUCUUAAACUGAAAAUAUAAUGUCAGACCGUAAAUCUUAUAAUGGGUGACUCUUAGACUGUGGACACUUAUGUUCUUUGGUCAUAUUUUUUAAAAUACUUAUACUUUUGGACAAAUUCCUCUUUCUUUGUCAAACUAAUAAUAAAACCACCUUAAAAACUUCUUACGAUCUCCUUAUAGGUGUCAAAAUCACUGUAUUUUCAUCGCUCAAGUUUAAAAGUCUGUUUGUGCGACAUGGACAAAACCGUUUAAAAACAUGAUCUGGUAACUAUUAAUGCACCUGAAUUAAGCACCAGUCAAAGAAUUAAAAUACAUCGUAGCAUUUAAUGUGAGAUAUUACGGUUUACACAAAAUACAGCUGUCGCACAGUAUUGCUGUCAUUUCCACCACAACACUGUAAUGUCCCUUUAAAACGUUUGUGUGAAAGAUUGUUCAGGUGAUUUCUGUGGAAAUGUUCAGUGAGGGAAUUCAAAUUUUCAUCAACGACAAAUGAAGAAAAAUCAAGCGAAAUAUUGCUUGAUCAGUUCACAUGUUCUACAUGUUUUUAAAAAGCUAAAUUCAAAGUUAAAAAAAAAAAAAGAGUAUUUUGCAUACAUGAAAUGCAGAGUAUUAAUUCAAAGCUGUCCUCCAUUUUUCUCACAUGAACUACAGAAAUGUCAUUUCCACCAUCUGUGUCGGUGCGUGUGCUUCAUGGCCGCUGACUUCAGUCCAACAGAGCAGCUAUGUGAUAUUUUACAGUGUUUCAAAAUAUUGCUUACACAGUAAAAGUGACUCAUUGAAACCAUUCACUCACAUACCGAAUAGACCAAGUCUGCUGAACCGCCAGCGUGUUGUCUGCUUUAUACGCACUUUGCAAUUGCAAAACAGACUUCUCUAAACACAGUUCUCGACAUCAGACGUCUUUCAAAACCAUCAGCUCUUGUGCCUUUUAAAUGCCACACUUGUGCUGCACGGUGUUCAUGCGAGAGACGUUCAGACAUCAUUUGUUCGCGUAGAAAUCAAAACUCGAUGUUUUGAGGAAGAAUUAAAUAAUGUCUUCUACGUUACAGACUGUUUCCAAGCAGAAGUAACAAAUUCAGACGGGGCUGUAAAGUCAGUUCAGUGUUCAGUUGUGUACAGACUCUAUACCCAGUGUAUUUCUUACAUGAGCGUGUGAGCUGCUAACAAACCCACUGCUGAACGAGCAAAAGAGUCUCCCAGUAAACAUGAUGGACAUACGAAGUGCUGAAAAAAAAAAAGGAUCCGAUUGCUGUGUAUGCUGUUUACAGUAUUACAGAUUAAAGUGUCAUCUUUUCUGUGUACAGUAAGAUACAGGAUGAGAAAUGUGUGAGUACCAAAGUAUUCAUGAUUGCAGAAAUGUCUGCUUUGUCCUUAUUCAGCACAGAGAGCGAUGGUCCCUCAAAUGGUCCGUCAUCUAGAAUGGUUCGGAAAAAACACUGCCGAGGAACCAGAUCGAAAUGCAUUUCUAUUUAUUUACUAUUAAAGUUUCACAAUUGCUUACAAUUUCUCUCUUUUUUCUAAACUUGACAAACAAGUCAAGAUGUCUCUUGCAAAAGCAAACAGUGAUUUCCAAACCAUUUUGAGUCCUGUCAGACUGCUAAAUGUGCACGCAGACUCCACACACAAACAAUUAAAUAGUUUGUUCUUACUCUUUCCCAACUGUUUACACAGGUUUGCUGAAUCUUUGACCCGUUGUCGUAAAACUACACACGAAAUGCAAAACCACAAAGACAAAUUUCAAAACUCUGGAAAUCUCCAGCAAAAACAAACACUGACUUCAGAAAUAUUUCCCAAAUUGUCAUUUUGCACCAAAAAUCUGUGAGCACCAUGAAUAUCCCGUCCGUGGCAGUGGAGCUGGUUGAAUUCCCACUCGAAUACACACAAACUCACCAGUGCAAUACAAGUAUGCGACGUGAAAGAAAACAUGCAACGAGCAAGUAAAAUGAAGUCUGCAUGCUGCCUUGUCAUAGCAUCUCAUCUUGAUCAGGACAGAUCUUCUCCUGGACUAAGUAACUGGGAAAGAAACUUAAGGAGUGACAAAUCCAUCUGCUUGAAGUGCACGCGUCAUCUGUGUAAAGUUACAGCCUAAACACCCCUUAUAAGUUGUCUCUAUCUCCAUACUUGUUGUCAACAAAAGUGCCACCUGGUGAACUUUUUUUUUUAUAUUGCCAACAAAUAUACUAUUUACAGCUGAUAAAUCAAAUACUAAAGAACCAAGGUUAACGAAGCAUUCGUGACAGCCGACAUGAUGUGUGUGAGUGUGUGUGUGUGUAAGGUGUAACUGGGUGUCGAGGUUGAAGUAUAUAAACAAAGAAACGUAGAAAAAAGUACAACAGACAUAACAAUACUAAUAACAAAAAUUGGAGGACGGAAUCAUAAUCAUAAUAGAAAUAGUAGCAAUAAUAAUAAACUCAAUUCACUGUAAAUGAGUGGGUAGUUGGAGGGUGAGGAAGAUAAAGACAAAUGGCAGUAAUAAUAAUAACAGUAGCAAUAAUAACAUUUAAAAUAAACUCAUUUAAUCAGGAACGAGGGGAGGUUUGAGGAUCAAGAAGAGGACGACAAUAAUAAUAAUAAUAAUAAUAGUGUUUUUAAUUUUUGUUAGUAAUAUUAAUAAGAACAACACCAACAACAAAAGUAAUAAUGAUACUAAUAAUAAAGCUAUUAAACGGUAAGAUUAUAGAGCUGCCUCACGGCCCAGUUAAACCCCUGCCCAUGUCACCCUACGAUGGCCAUUAAGGAGAGGUGCUGCGGGGCCACAGGGCCCAAAGUCCCACCCCGGGCCCCGGGCCGCCACACACGUCCGGCUUACCCUGUUUGUUUGUUUGUAUGUGUUUUUUUGUUUAUCUUUUCCUCCCUUUCCUACAUUUAUUGUUAAAUUUGUGAUAGACAUAUGUAUGUCAACUAAUGUGUGAUGCAUUAAAAAAGCAAGUCAUGUAGUGCAGAUCCAGCCAGCGGCAAGAAAUCCAGGACAAAGACACACCAGCUGGAGGUACAAGGUCCCCGGCCACACGUCAUUCACACCCACAGCCAAUCACAACCACACAGGACAGGGACUGAGGUGUCACAAUUUUGUUUAGAUAUUGAUGAAGGUGUAUCGUGGCUCCAGACAAAGAGGGUCAGUGUAUUCAUGAUUGUUGUAAGUUUAUGAGCGAUAACCAAGAGGGGUGUAAUUCUAAUGUAUUAUUUGUAAGGAAAUUGGACUGGUUUUCCAUGGAAAUGUACUCUAUUAGUAAGAUUUUCCAAGAUGUAAUAUGUAUGGUAUUCCUUGACUUCCAGUUCAUGAGGAUCAUUUUCUCGGUGAUAGUUAGAGACACUAAGAGCAACUGACUGUGUGUAUUAUUUAAGCUGAUUAAUGAUAUGUCACCUAAUACACAGAGGGAGGGAGACGGUGGGAUGUGACCCAUAGUGAGUCAGUUAUGUUUUCCCAGAAUGUUUUAAUCGAGGUGCAAUACCAAUUGGCGUGAAAAUAGGUGUCCGGAGUGUUUUGUGUACACUGAGUGCAUAUUUCUGAAGUAAAACCCAUUUUAAAUCGUUUGCGUCCAGUUAGAUGAAAUCUGUUUGCAGCUCACUGGCCAGAAAGUACAAUGUGGUGCUUCCAGUCCUCCUUGUGUUUUUGGUUUCUGUAAAGUUUUUAAUUCUUGGGGUCUUGUUUUUCCAGUAGAAUUUGGUAGUGAUUGAAUGUAUUGAUUUAAACCAGGUAAGGGUGGGUUGUGUUGGAAUCAUUGUACAUCAAUAGUUUAUUUUAUGGAGUAUAGUCAUUUUAAUUACUGAUAUUCUGCCCAUAACAGACAGUGGUAAGUUCAUCCAGUGUUGAAGAUCAUCUUCUAUUGUUUUGAGUAAUGGAGUGUAGUUGAGUCCAAACAGCUCUGACAGCCUGAGGGAAACAUUACAGUUCUUCACAUUUGUCAAAACACUAAACCCCAUUCUCUAAACCACAUUCUCAAUAGUCUAAACCAACUUGUCAAAUAAAUCGCUCUUCCUGCGAAACCUUAAACAAGUUUAGGCAGUUUAGACAAUGUGUGCAGAUCUCAUUGACUCUUUCUGCAAAACUCUAAACACAUUCUCACUCACUAAGACACAGUUUGGUUUGUGAUGCAAAACUCUAAACACAAGAAAGCACAACUGCAACACGACUGUCAUCGUUUACACACAAUAAUUCAAAAUGCUUCACAAAAAAUGUUUUUAAAUGUUUACCCCCUUUUUUAAUGUUUAAAUGUGCUUAACACACAUUUUCAAAACUUUGCCUCUAUUUUUCAGAUUGCACACACAAAUUGCAAAAUGUAAAAUGCCUCACAUCUCUUGCAAAAUGAAGCACUGCAUUCAAAAUAUCACGAACUCGUCUCAAAAGCAAACAUUUGUCAUACGUUGCAAACACCUUUGCCUUACUAUUAUAUUUUUUGGAUAUAUCAUAUACACACAGUGAUUCAAAACCUAAAGCUCUUCUUUCAUGAGCUCCUGUGUAUAUUUCUGUACAAGAAUGAAAGUAAUUGGCAGAGAGAUGUUGAAAAAUUCACAGUAAACAAUAGAAGCAAGAUUGAAACCAAGAUUUAUUUAUUUAUUUUAUACUGUAACCAUUUGUGGUUGUGAAUAAAGUAUUACACUGUACAAAAGAAAAGAAAUACACUCCCAGUCAAAAGUUUUUAUUAUUUUUUUUUUUAACAAAGUCUCUUCUGCUCACCAAGCCUGCAUUUACAUACAUUUUUUUUUUUUUUUUUUACUAUUUAAAGUAAUUGUUUUAAUAUUUAAAUAUAUUUUAAAAUGUAUUUUAUUCCUGUGAUUUCAAAGCUGAAUUUUUAGCAUCAUUACACCAGUCACAUGAUCCUUCGAAAUCAUUCAAAUAUUCUCGUUUGGACGGAAACCAAACAUAAUUUUAAAAAAGGUGAUUAUUCAAGGCCUAUUCUAAAGUCAUGAUUGUUUGGUGUCAAGUAAAGCAAUGAGUGUUUGCACAUGUGAGGAGUUCGUGUGAGACACUGAUGAAUUAGUGCGGCAUUUUGAUUGGUUGUGUUUGAAAAAAGAAAUCAAGAUAUUUCUUGUUAGAUUUUUGUGCGUUACGUGAAAGAAGAGCUUUAGGUUUUGAAUCACUGUGUGUAUAUUAUAUAUCGAAAAAUAUAGUAUUAAGGCAAAGGUGUUAGCAACAUAAGACAAAUGUUUUGUUUUGAGAUGUGUUUGUCAUAUUUUGAAUGCGGUGCAUUUUGUGUGAGCAAUUCUUGGAUUUGUGUCUAAAAAGUUUGGAAGAAUAGAGGCAAAGUUGAAAAAACUAAGUUAAAAAGUCUGUGUGUGUUGUUAGAUGCAAGUCUGUUUUUAAUGAAAGCAGUUUGGUCUAGGGAUUAGGGAAAUUGGACGACAGUUUGACGGUACUGUUGGGUCUUUAUUGGGUUGGAGAAGGAGUGAAAUUGUAGCUGUAUUCAUGGUAUCUGGGAGUUUUGAUUCAUUUAUCAUUCGGAUAAAGAGUGGUGAUACGAUGAACCAAAAGGGUUUGUAGACCUCAGCAGUGAAUCCAUCUGGACCUGCUGCUUUAUUAUUCGGUGUGAGAUAUUAAAAUUAAGGGCAUUAAAAUGUCAUGUAUUUUAUAUAGAGUAUUUAUAUGAUGAUUGCUAAGUUGAGGUCGGUUGAUAUUGUUAAGAAAUGAACUGAUGUCUUCUUUUUCAGCCGAAUAUAAUUUACUGUAAAAGUCUUGAAAGAUUUGGUUUAUUUCUUCUGGUGAGUUGGUGGACGUCCCUGCUGUGUCCGUGAUAACUGGUGUUGUUGUUUUUUCCUUACUUUGUUUGAUUUGAUUUGAUUUUUAAUAUUUACCAGAUUUGUCGCCGUGAUGAAAGUUUUCUUGUCUUAGUCUAUGAGUUAGAAAUUGGGUAUGUUUAUUGAUUAAUUCAUUUCAUUUAAAUGUAUAUUUUCUUAACGUAUCCUGUGUUUCUUCUGUUGGGUUAUUCAUGUUGAUUUCUUUUAGUUCUUUGAUUUUUUGUUUGAGUUCUGCUUGUUGUUCCUUCUCUUUCCUUUUAUUAUUUUUCCUCUUAGUACAGCUUUCCCUGCUUCCCACUGACUUUAUAGUGGAUUUUAUAGGAACCAUCAUUCCUAAACAAUGGAUGGCUUCCGAUUAACAGUAAAUAUUACAUCCAUUAAGUUUUAACAUGAAAAAGACGUCGCGUGAAGCUUCCAGUGCUGCUCGUAAAAGAAAAAUGACCUUCCUGCUAUAUGUACAUACAUGCUAUAGAAAAAGAUAUGAUAUAGACUUCAGAUCAGAAUAUGAAAUGUUUGUGUUCUUGUGUCUUGCUCAGUUAAAUAGCUUCUGUAACAAUUAAUUAAACUAAUGUGUUCUAUUUUAACAUGGUCAUUUCACAACAUGUUCUUCAGUUUUGAGAAAUUAAAUCACAAAUUGUUCAACACAAUGACAUAUAAUGAAUGUUAAAAUCAUGUAAACACUGUACAGUGCAGUAACACAGCAUUUACAGCACUGCUACACCAUUUAAAUGUCUGGGGUCAGUCCGUUUGUUUUGUUUGUUGUUUUUUAAAGAAGUACAUACUUGUAUUUAGACAGUAAAUAUUAAAUUCACCAAAUGUGAAGGUAAUGAUUUUAACAUUAUUAAACAAAUUCCAUUCAUCUGUGAAUCCUGAAAAAUAAAAAUAAUGGUUUCCACAAAAAUAUUGUGCAGCACAACUGUUUUCAACAUUGAUCAUAAGCAUAAAUGUUUGUUGAGCAGCAAAUCGGCAUAUUAGAAUGAUUUCUGGAGGAUCAUGUGACACUGAAGACUGGAGCAGCUUUGAUCAUCCAUUACAUUUUAACAGAUAUUCACAUAGAAAACACCAUUGUAACUAGAUAAAAAGUUUGUUAGCAAACUUUAAGUUGGCUUGAGAAAGCCUAGCCAGUAAGUUUUAAGUAGUUUUAAAAGCUUUUAGUUUAAAGAAAGUUUAAAGGUUUUCAGUUUGAAAUAGUUUUAGUUUGAUUGAUAAAGUUUGAAGAUAGAUAGGCUAGAUAGAUAUAAAUAAAGAAAAAAAGAAAAAUUAGUUAGAAAGAAAAAGAAAGAAAGAAAGAUUAGUUAGAAAGAAAGAAACAUUAGUUAGAAAGAAAGAAGAAAGAUAAAAAAGAAAGAUUAGUUAGAAAGAAAGAAAAAAGAUUAGUAAGAAAGAAAAGAAAGAAAGAAAAGUAAAAAAGAAAAAAGAUUAGUAAGAAAGAAAGAAAAGUAAAAAAGAAAAAAGAAAGAUUAGUUAGAUAGAAAGAAAAGUAAGCAAGAAAGAAAAGAAAGAUUAGUUAGAAAGAAAGAAAAAAAAAAAAGAAAGAUUAGCUAGAAAGAAAGAAGAAAGACUGGUUAGAAAGAAAGAAAGAAAAAAGAAAGAAAGAUUAGUUAGAACGAAAGAAAAAAGAAAGAUUAGUUAGAAAGAUUAGAUUAGAAAGAAAGCAUGUUGCUAGCAUGAUAGAAAGCAAGUCGCUAGCAUGGUUUUAGCAUGAUUAGCAAGUCGACAACAUGAUUCUAGCAUGACUAGCAAGUCGCUAGCAUGAUUUUAACAAG
Messenger RNA from Labeo rohita (rohu), 12369 nucleotides. RefSeq names its product TGF-beta activated kinase 1 (MAP3K7) binding protein 2 (gene tab2). Gene Ontology annotation, biological process: positive regulation of protein kinase activity. Gene Ontology annotation, molecular function: K63-linked polyubiquitin modification-dependent protein binding; ubiquitin binding. The transcript is spliced from 8 exons. NCBI's taxonomy places the organism in Eukaryota, Metazoa, Chordata, Actinopteri, Cypriniformes, Cyprinidae. The record is from RefSeq and is a predicted model, not a curated record. Bases 786 to 3086 code for a protein of 766 amino acids.